Messenger RNA from Salvia splendens (bonfire salvia), 830 nucleotides. RefSeq names its product induced stolen tip protein TUB8. The record is from RefSeq and is a predicted model, not a curated record. The transcript has 2 exons. Bases 102 to 566 code for a protein of 154 amino acids. NCBI's taxonomy places the organism in Eukaryota, Viridiplantae, Streptophyta, Magnoliopsida, Lamiales, Lamiaceae.
CUCUAACCCAUGCUUUCAUAUCAUCACAUUCACUACCAUUUUAGCUUUCCAAUUCCUUCUUCUUCUUUAGCUUUCGCUCCUUCACCACUCUUCAUACUAGAAUGGCAUCAGUUGAGGUUGAAUCAGUUCCAGUGGCGGAGAUUGUGGCUCCAACUGAGGCACUGGAGAAAGUGGAGGUGAAGGAAGAAGUAGCUGAAGCCGAGCCAGAGAAAAUGGUGGCGGCAGUGGAGGAGCCAGCUGUUGAAGCCGAGACAAAGGAAGUUACAGCUGAAGAGACAGUGGAGGUAAAAGAAACCGAAGAAGAAGCCGUUCCAGAGAAAGAGCCGGAGGCUGUUGAGGAAGCCACCAAGGAGGAGGAGGUGGCUCCCGUCUCAACAGAAGAGGUUGCUCCAGAUGAAGCCGCCAAGGAAGAGGAAGUGGCUCCAGUUGAAGCCACGGAAGAGGUUGCCUCAGCUGAAGCCGCCAAGGAAGAGGAAGCGGCUCCCGUUGAAGCCGCGGAAGAGGUUGCUCCAGCUGAAGCCGCCAAGGAGGAGGAGGCUUCUCCGGUUGAGAAAACUGAUGAGUGAAGAGCAGCUAUACAUAUCACAAAGAAGGCAGUAUUUGAAUCUUUUAUUGGUGGUUAUGUUUUAUUAUUACCAUUAUCAUUUAUUUCUCUUUUAUUGUACUAGUACUAUCAUUCAAGUUUUCUAUCUUGGGGUGUUUGAGAGUAAUUUGAGGGGUCUGAUCAAGUCUUGGAUGAAUAUAUUUCGAGUUAUCAAAGUAGUCUGAUUGGUUUAUUGGAGUUUCAUCCUUAUAUUUGAAUUAAUAAAAUUAAGUUAUACUAGUACUUA